Messenger RNA from Planococcus citri (citrus mealybug), 2805 nucleotides. RefSeq lists its product as uncharacterized. Gene Ontology annotation, molecular function: nucleic acid binding. Lineage: Eukaryota; Metazoa; Arthropoda; Insecta; Hemiptera; Pseudococcidae. The transcript has 2 exons. Gene Ontology annotation, biological process: DNA integration. Bases 1 to 2805 code for a protein of 934 amino acids. The record is from RefSeq and is a predicted model, not a curated record.
AUGUCUCGAAUUAUUCGCCUAAAUACCAAAUUCGAUGAACUUCAAAGCCUUAUCACAGAGUAUGCAGACAUUUUCGAUAAAAAAGUUGUUCCUGUGAAAAAUAAAGUUGUUACGUUGCAUUUGAAAGAAAAUGCUAAGCCUGUUUUUCAACGUGCUCGAGUCGUUCCAUUAGCUUUGGUGCCUGCUGUCAAUAAAGAAAUCGACAGAUUGGUUGCUGAAGGAUUAUGGGUAAAAGUAGACUAUUCCGAAUGGGCUUCGCCGAUCGUUCCGGUCCUGAAAAGUAACGGAGAUGUACGUUUAUGCGGCGAUUAUUCGGGUACUCUCAAUGACCAAUUGCACGUUACUCAGCAUCCGUUUCCACCCCCCGACGAAGUAUUAGCUCAUAUGGCUGGCGAAGAAUUCACUACUCUCGAUGUACGAACAGCAUUUUACCAUAUGCUGGCUGAUUACGCGUCAUCAUUGAUGAUGGUGUUAAACACGCUUCGAGGUUUAUUUCGUCCUACGUGUAUCCAGUUUGGUGUUGCUUCAGCGUCGGCGGAAUGGCAAGAAUUUAUGGAUCGAAUUUUCCGAGAUCUGUGCAUGAAAGUUCAUGACGAUUUAUUCAUGACUGGUAAAAAUCGAAAGGAACACUUGGAUCGACUCAGAAAAGUGUUUCAAGUAUGCAGAGAAUUUGGCGUUCGUUUGAAUUUCGAAAAGUGCAAAUUUUUUGAACCGAAAGUGACUUUUUUGGGUUACUGUGUCGAUAAAAAUGGAAUUUCGAAGAAGCCGGAUAAAGUAGCUGCCAUUUUAGAAGCGUCGAGACCAACAACUGUUACAGAAGUAAAAUCGUUUACUGGUAUGGUAAAUUUUUAUGCCAAAUUCUGUAGUCAGUUGGCUUCCAUUGCGCAACCGUUAUAUGAAGCUACCAAAGGCAAAACCGGCAAAGAUGCUAUUAAUUGGAAUAGUAAAUGCCAAGUUGCUUUCGAUGCAAUAAAACAAGAGAUCGCAUCACCGAACGUGUUAAUUCAUUAUUCUCCUAAGCUUCCAUUGGUGUUAUCUGUUGAUGCAAGUCCAGUUGGUAUUGGCGCAGUAUUGUCUCAUCAAGUUGGAAAAGAUGAGCGGCCAAUUGUCUUUGCGUCACGUGUGUUAUCUGCAGCAGAAAAGAACUACUCCCAGUUGGAUAAAGAAGCGUUGGCGAUAAAAUGGGGAGUUGAAAAAUUCUUUUACUAUCUCUAUGGCCGUCAUUUUACGCUGAUUACCGAUCAUCAGCCACUUGUGCAUAUUUUUUCGAAGACGAAGAAGCUGCCUGCGUUAUCCGCUACUCGACGUUUGCAUUAUGCGAUUUUUCUGCAAAAUUUUGAUUUUGAUAUAAAAUAUCGACGUUCUGAGGAUCACGGUAAUGCAGAUUUUUUGUCAAGAUUUCCGAGAAAUGUCAAGGAAGCUGUCGAAUUGUUCGAUCAAAGCGUAAAUCGAAUUCAUCAGCUAAUUUUUCAAGAUUGUCCACUGACAGUACGUGAAUUGAGUAAUGCUACCACGAAGGACAAAGAUCUGUUAAUCCUUCUUGAAAAACUUAGAUCUGGCGAAUCCUGCGAAGAUUACAGUCUACAUGAAGGUGUUAUAAUGAAAGGUGUUCGUAUUGUUAUACCAGAGAUAUUGCAGAACCGCAUUUUAGCCGAACUCCACCAGGGUCAUUUCGGUGUGGUUAAAAUGAAGCAAUUAGCUCGUACUACGGUAUUUUGGAAGAAAAUUGAUUCUGACAUUGAACAGAUGGUUCGCAAUUGUGAAUCUUGUAUUGCCUUUCGACCAGAACAGACAAAGACGAAAACCCACUUCUGGGAAUAUCCUGCUACGCCUUGGGAAAGGAUACACGUCGACUUCGCAGGUCCAUUCCAAGGACAAAUGUUUUUAUUGGUAGUGGAUGCGCAUAGUAAAUGGAUAGAAGUAGAAAUCGUUCCUACAACAUCAACGAAGGUAGUAAUUUCGGUACUACAGAAGUUAUUUUCAACUUUUGGCAUUCCGAAAGUUAUUGUUUCAGACAAUGGUACUGCCUUCACGAGUACAGAGUUCGAUAAAUUUCGCACAGCUUAUGCAAUUGAUCAUAAAACAUGUGCUCCAUUUCAUGCAGCGUCAAAUGGACAGGCUGAGCGUUUUGUUUAUACCUUAAAACAAAGCUUACGUGCGUUGAAGAAAGAAUCAGCAGAUACCGAUAGUCAAGCUGCAGUUCAAGAACGUUUGAAUAAGUUUUUAUUUGCUUAUCGUAGAGCUCCGAGUAUUGCAACUGGCCAAUCACCAGCCAAGUUGAUGUUAGGUCGUGAGCUGCGUUCGUUAUUAACAGUUUUCCGUCCAGAUUUGAAAUCUCGAGUUGACAAAAAUCGAAAACAAGUAUCCUUUAAUGAUCCGGAUUAUAAGGUUUCCGAGAAAGUUGCUGUUCGAGAUUAUUCCUCACGAAAUCAACGUUGGGAGGUUGGUACAGUCAUAAAUAAAGACGGAGUACUGAACUAUACUAUUCAAUUGCCGGAUAGUCGGUUGGUUCGUCGACAUGCCGACCAAAUGCGACCUGUUGGAAAUAAUGUUAUGAUGAGUACACCGUCAUCAGUCCAACAGCAGAUUCCACCAACGAUGAGGAUUUCACCGAAGAAAUCGCCAUCAGUUACUCCGAUGACUCCUGCUAAACCUGCUACUGUUCAAAACCAAGCAGAACCCGCUAUAGAAGUUGUCGAUGCAUCAUCUACGCAGCCAGCAAAAGCUGCGUCUCCGAUAGUUGGGCCAAUUCCUGUAAGAAGGUCCGAACGAACAAGAAAGGUCCCAGACCGUUUAAAUUUGUAA